CUGCAAUGAUAUAAUAAACAGUGAAUUGUGUAUUGAAAAAAGGGGCAGAUUUUGGACACAAAUUAUAACAAUAUUUAAUCCCAUUUAAGACAACAAUCAAUCGGUGGAAGCGAUGGAAGACUACGAGCGGAUCCUUUUAAUCAAAUCCGAUGUCUUCAUAUUCAAGAUUCCGCCCAAGACUACCAAUAGAGCCCAUCGAGCCGCCGACUGGAAACUGGACGCUCCCGACUGGACGGGUCGACUCAGACUUGUGGCCAAAGGCAAGGAAUGCAUUCUCAAACUGGAGGACAAGAUGACGGGUCAGCUUUUUGGCAAAUGUCCGGUCGAUAAAUAUCCGGGAAUAGCUCUCGAAUCGGUGUCCGACUCGAGCCGUUAUUUUGUGAUUCGUCUUCAGGACGACAACGGGAGGAACGCCUUCAUUGGCAUCGGUUUC
Medioppia subpectinata is the source of this 433-nucleotide messenger RNA. The record is from the annotation of a GenBank genome assembly. NCBI's taxonomy places the organism in Eukaryota, Metazoa, Arthropoda, Arachnida, Sarcoptiformes, Oppiidae.